Molecule: messenger RNA, 1267 nt
Organism: Saccostrea echinata
Lineage: Eukaryota; Metazoa; Mollusca; Bivalvia; Ostreida; Ostreidae
Exons: 9
Coding region: 16-903 (295 amino acids)
Source: RefSeq, a predicted model, not a curated record
AAAUAUUUAUUAAGCAUGGCAAAGAUGACCAAUCACUGCCUUUCGGCCAUUGUCCUUGUGUUUCUACCUGUAUUAGUAUUCGGCCAGACCAAGACGUGGUUAUUUGCAGUAAGUGGAAAUAGGCGACCCUGGAAUUUCAUUGACAGCGAUGGGGUGUUGAAAGGGGCGGAUCUAGAUCUGAUACAGGCAGUAUGUUCAAUUGCCAACCAGAAAUGCGCCACGACCUUAGCUCCUACAGAAGCCUGUGUGCAGACAAUUCGUGGUCGGUUUUACCCAGGAGAAGGUCUGAUGGAGCGAUGGUUCGAUGCCUGUACCGGAUAUGUGAGUUCAGUGGACCGUGUCAAUGCGUUACAGUUUACUAAUGCAAUACGGACCACCACCUCAACAUUCACGGUUCUGAAGGGAAAUCCUAAAAAGUUUGAUCCACAGAAUUUAAAGAAUGCUGUGAUAGUACACUUGAAUGGAGCUUUUACAAAUGAACAGUGUACAAUUAGGAUUGGCUUAGGAAAGCCGAAGCAAGUCAUAGUAGCUUCUGGAAUAGUAGAGGCAAAAGAACUCCUUCUUAAUCAAACUGCGGAUGCGUUAUUCUCCCCUCGUACAAACUUUAAUGAUCUGGAGGUUCUACCUGGACGGUACAGGUGUGACAUCAGCGGAGUAGGUAUGAUGGUGAGGAAAGACAGUGACCUCCCCUCGUGGUGGAACACAGCAUUCGAAGAGUAUUAUUUGUCAGGUGCAUACAACAAUGCAUGUGACCAGAUCAACCAAAAAUAUGGAGGAUUUCCUGUAAAGAAUUGCUUACCUCGACCACCUGCAGGAAAACAGCGAGUUGGAAGCACCGGAAGUGGCCAAAUUAAAAAGAGAAAGAACCAUUUCGUAGUAUAUUUCCGUCGUAAUAAUAAGUAGAGUUAGUAUAAAAUAAAAUAAACGAAAUAAAAAGAGAAGACAAUUUUCAAGCAAAACAUGUCAAAGCUUCACGCUGGACGGUGAUUUAAGAUACUCAUGUUGUUAAAAAUUAUUUUUGUCUUUUGAUAUUAUAAGUGGAAAGUAUGGGCACGUAAACGUGCUAAUUGCAUAAUUUGCAAAUAAUAUCAAAGAAGAGUGCGCUUUCAUGAUUAACAUUUACACUUUAAAAGAAAUAUUUAAGGCCCAUUCUGCAUAAAACUGAUAUAAAUACGAUUUCUUUUAUAAACUAGUGUGUUAAUAAUUUAUCGAAAUUUUAAAGAUAUAUGAAAUGACUUUUUUUUUUGGUUGUCUUGAAUAUUUUAAA